AUGUCAGAGAAUAGCAGGGUUUCGAAGCUCACUUUGGAGCAGAAGAGAAAAAAGUUGGAGGCAAACAGAGCAAAAGCCCUACAGCGAAAGAAGGAUCUACUAAAUGGCUCACUAAAUGGCCAAACCUCAGCUCAAAGGCCUGAUGCUAGUAAUCGAAAUGCCAAAGAUAAUCGAAAAAACAAGAAAAUGAUCAAAAAAAGCGAUUACAUUCAGUAUGAUAUAUCAAACACAAAGGAUACCAAGGGAGGGUAUAUAAUGGAACCACGGCGCUCAGAAACAGAUAAGACUUUGGAUGAGUGGCGGCAACAGCAGGAAAAAUCAAAAGAGAUUCGGCGAGUGCAAGAUCCUGCUCCACCGUUGGAUAUUUCGGCAGCUCCUAAAUGCUAUGAAUGCAAUACCAUUGAUAUAAAUCUGGAGUUCUUCAAUGUUUAUGGCUCCAGGGUUUGCAAUAAAUGCAAAGAAAAGUUGCCAGAAAAAUAUUCAUUGUUAACAAAAACUGAAUGUAAACAAGAUUAUUUUCUAACUGAAUCAGAGUUGAUGGAUACCAGUAUUUUCAACAAGAUUGAAAAACCAAAUCCCCAUGCUAAAUUUUCCAGAAUGCAACUAUUUUUGCGAUAUCAAAUUGAGGAAUUUGCCUUUAAGAAAUGGGGAGGAAGUGAUGGGUUAGAUGAAGAAUGGCUACGAAGACAGAAAUAUAAAAUCGACAAAAAAGCCAAGAAUUUUGAAGCAAAGUUAAAAGAAAUGAAGAAGAGAACUAGAGCUGAGGAAUAUACAAGAAAAUUAAGGGAAAAAAAAGAUGAUGGUUAUGGCCAUGCUCAUGAUUGGUCAGAGCCUCUAGACGUCGACGGCACUGUGGUUAGAAGAAGAUGUAAGGAUUGUGGAUUGGAAACUGAGGAGAUUAAUUUCUAG
Saccharomycopsis crataegensis is the source of this 909-nucleotide messenger RNA. It is a transcript of the gene RAD14, whose product is annotated as DNA repair protein RAD14. The record is from RefSeq and is a predicted model, not a curated record. Bases 1 to 909 code for a protein of 302 amino acids. Lineage: Eukaryota; Fungi; Ascomycota; Saccharomycetes; Ascoideales; Saccharomycopsidaceae. Gene Ontology annotation, biological process: UV-damage excision repair; base-excision repair; nucleotide-excision repair, DNA damage recognition. Gene Ontology annotation, cellular component: nucleotide-excision repair factor 1 complex. The transcript has a single exon. Gene Ontology annotation, molecular function: damaged DNA binding.